GAAACAGCAGCUGUGCCGUCAGAUGCACCAGCACUGAAGAGCAGCGACGUGCAACAUUUCGCCAUUCAGCUCCAUUCACGUUUAUUUUGCAGGAUUACUCCGAAUCACAGACUUUAUUCAACACGGUUCUGCUGAAUGCUGUGAUGAGCUCCUGAGUACUCCGUUCUUCCUGGCCAGCUGUCUUGAAAGACCAAGUGCUCUAGUGACAGCAGUGGCAUCCAGAAAAACAAAUAAAGACAACCAGCCAUGGCUAGUGCAGCAGACGGUAUUGGCAGUUUGGGAAGUGAGCAGAGCCACAUCAGUGUGCCCAUGGCGGAUCCUGGUGCCUGGGCAACUGCCAUGAAUAACCUGGGCAUUGUGCCUAUGAGCCUAACUGGGCAGCAGCUGGUAUCAGACUCCAUCUGCAUACAAGGUUUUGACCCCAACUUAGGAAUCAUCACCCCAAUCAAUCCAAUGAUGGCUGGGAUCAGUUUGGUACCUCCUCAUCCUGUGCCAGCAGAGCUACCAGUAGUAAAGGACAUCAUCCACUGCAAGAGCUGCACACUGUUUCCACAGAACCCCAAUCUUCCGCCACCCUCCACCAGAGAGAGACCUCCAGGGUGCAAGACCGUCUUUGUUGGUGGACUUCCUGAAAAUGCGACUGAGGAGAUAAUUAAAGAAGUUUUCGACCAGUGUGGUGAGAUUAUUGCCUUACGCAAGAGCAAGAAAAACUUCUGCCACAUUCGCUACAGUGAGGAAUUCAUGGUGGACAAGGCGCUCUACCUCUCUGGCUAUCGGAUGCGCAUUGGCUCCAGCACCGAUAAAAAGGAUUCGGGCCGCAUACAUGUAGAUUUCGCUCAGGCGAGAGAUGAUUUGUACGAGUGGGAGUGCAUGCAAAGAUUACUGGCACGAGAAGAACGACAUCGACAGAAAAUCCAUGAGGAGCGGCUGAGACCUCCUUCACCUCCUCCCAUAAUGCACUACUCUGAGCACGAGGCAGCUCUUUUGGCUGAGAAAUUGAAAGAUGACAACAAGUUCAGCGAGGGGACGGCAGUGCUCUUCACAUGGGUAGAAAGAGGCGAGGUGAACCGCCGCACAGCGAAUCAUUUCUACUCAAUGAUACAGUCGGCCAACAGCCACGUGCGUCGUCUAAUGACCGAGAAAGCCCAACAUGAGGAGGAGAUGGAGCUGGCCAAAGAAAUCUUUAAAAAUUCCCUGCUUGCCAUCCUCACACAAUUUGAGCAGAUUACGGCUGUGUUCACCGCUGCCACCAGACAAAAGGCAUGGGACCAUUUCUCAAAAGCACAGCGCAAGAACAUAGACAUUUGGCGAAAGCAGUGCGAGGAGUUGAGAAAUGCUCACAGUGAAGAGAUCAUGGGAAUACGAAGAGAAGAGGAAAUGGAGAUGUCAGAUGAAGAUUUGGAAGAAAACCCUUGCAAGAAGAUCAGAAUGGAGGACACAGUCCUGUCUGCACAGUCGUGUUCUCUGCGCGAAGAAAACGACAGUCUACGCUGGCAGCUGGACGCCUACAGGAAUGAGGUGGAGUUGCUGAAGAAGGAGCAGGAAAAGACUUACCGCACAGAGGAGGACCACACCCAAGAGCAGCAGCUGCACUUUCUGCAGCAAACCAUGCAGAACAUGCAGCAGCAACUUCUUCGGCUCCAAGAAGAUCUGAAAGGGAAGGAGUUGGAGCUGGAGCAGGCCAGAGAUGAGAAGCGUUACCUGGAGGGAGAGGUCCUCAGCUUUAGGGAAAAGCUUUUGAAUGCCAUGGAAUCAGUGGAUUUGACAAACCACAUCUCUGAAGGCCAUGAAAAGGUAGUAAACGGGACAGCAGCACACUACAACUAUCGAGAGAAGAAUAAUGAUGCAGCCACUUGGGGUCCCUUGAGAUCAGAAAAAGAGGCUCUUCUGCUUGGAAUCAUAUCAACCUUCCUUCACGUUCACCCGUUUGGAGCCAACAUUGAAUAUCUGUGGUCUUACAUCCAGAGACUUGAUACAAAGAUCUCAGCCAGUGAACUCGAGAGGCUAAUGGUGCGUCUGCCCAACAUGUUCAAGCAGGAGUUCAGUGGCGUUGGUGCGACGUUGGAGAAACGUUGGAAAUUCUGUGGGUUUGAGGCUCUCAAGUCUGCGUGACACACUGAGCCAAAUCUAUUAAAACUGAGGCUGCUGGACCUCAGGAGGACAGAUCCACAGUCAGUGAUAAAGAUCAGAGCUUCGGUCUACACCCUGUAAAUGCUCUCCGAUCAGAUGAUCUAGCCCUUUCGUUUACAGACGGUGACGCAGAAAGAAGUGAGACUAGAUAUGCUGUGCAGCAUCAGAUGUAUUUACUUGAAAAAGCUUUUUCCAGACUUCUGUGUGCCGAUUGCAUAACUUAUCCAUCAGCAGCGGCGUCCCUAAAGCCUGGGGAGAUAUCCAGGAAAUACAGCGCUACUCAGUUAAAAAUACUGAAUGUUAAAUAUGGCACGCACAGAUAUGGGAUAGCGGCACUCUGUGGCCAUAAAAAGUGUGUUUGUGAUAAUGCGACGUGGCCAAAUUGCUGGAUGGACAACCGUUGAAGCACCAUUGCACAGCUGGUGCUCUUAAGACAUUCUGCCAUUUCAGGUACCGAAGUUGUAUUGAUAAUGUAUGUAAUGUUGUGUCUUGAUGCACUGUUAUUAAUAAUCUAAAUUAUGAUUUUCUAAAAAUCAAUAAAGACUUUUUCAGAAGAUAA
Triplophysa dalaica is the source of this 2689-nucleotide messenger RNA. It is a transcript of the gene enox1, whose product is annotated as ecto-NOX disulfide-thiol exchanger 1. The coding region runs from base 247 to 2112 and encodes 621 amino acids. The record is from RefSeq and is a predicted model, not a curated record. The transcript is spliced from 15 exons. Gene Ontology annotation, biological process: ultradian rhythm. Lineage: Eukaryota; Metazoa; Chordata; Actinopteri; Cypriniformes; Nemacheilidae. Gene Ontology annotation, molecular function: protein-disulfide reductase activity; RNA binding. Gene Ontology annotation, cellular component: plasma membrane; external side of plasma membrane.